AUGCGGUUUCUGGAGGGCCUUUGCAGGACAAUUGAGAAUAGUUCAAGAGGGGCGCAUCGUUACUACUUGAAAGACAACGCAAGGAUCCAAGUUCUCUCUUUUCUUCUCUAUAAUGGACCACUUCUCAAUAUUUUGGUUGAAGUCAACCCGACUGUUGAAGACAUUUGUAAUCGUCUAAGAGCGUAUGAGAAAAUGAAGACCUACGUUCCAAGCCGAAGAUCCAGAGGUGGAAGGUAUAAAGUUCGCUAUGACAGACGCCUCAAAGGACACAGACAUUCCGAGAGGAUUGUACAAGCUGUCUUGUCAUUACAUCAUACUACUUGGACUGCCACGUCAUUCUCUCCUCAAAUAUACAAACGCGAUUUUAAUGAGGACACAAAUGCUGCCUACGAAUUGCUCCGCAAAGCUUAUUAA
Molecule: messenger RNA, 414 nt
Organism: Rodentolepis nana
Lineage: Eukaryota; Metazoa; Platyhelminthes; Cestoda; Cyclophyllidea; Hymenolepididae
Source: the annotation of a GenBank genome assembly